AUGCUGAUGUUAAGCGAAACAAUUGUCGUGUGCAAAAGUGAAGUCGGGAAAAUUAUUCCUCAGCAAAUCUCCAUGACCCAGAGCACCUACUCCUUGGAGAACUCCCCGACAGCCAUGCCCGAACCAUUCGCCAUGAAUAUCAGCCCUCACGUCGACUACCCCGGCCUGGAAUACCCGCCAGUGUUCGAACCGGAAACGUACUCCUUGGCCGACCCAGAGAGCAGCCUCAGCAUAUUACGGAAACAAUCCAAGAAUACCACUCCUUGA
Messenger RNA from Phaedon cochleariae (mustard beetle), 267 nucleotides. The record is from the annotation of a GenBank genome assembly. NCBI's taxonomy places the organism in Eukaryota, Metazoa, Arthropoda, Insecta, Coleoptera, Chrysomelidae.